AUGGCCCCUUACCAGAAUGCGAACAACGCUCCUGAGGUAGUGCAGCAAAGCAUACCUGAGGUGUACCACCCUCAGUCGGCCGUCUCGCCUUCUCCGAAAGCGAAAAGGACCUUUUGCGGCUGCACCAUCCUCGUCCUCAUCUUGUCCAUCAUCAUUGCCGCCUUGUCCGCUGCCGUCAUUGGACUUGCCGUAGGGACAGGUGUCCAGACGAACCGUGCCAACGAUGCGAAGGAGAAGUUGAACGCGCUGUCUGCCGAAGCAGCUGCCGCAGGGCCGGCAACGACGACCGUGACCGUGUCUGAAGCUGUGCCGACGGAGACGAGCUUCUCUGCCAUUACCCACGGCUGCUCGGACGAAAAAGACGCGACGUCAGGAACAGAUUACACAACUCACUUCUCUGACAAGGUGACCUUCACCAUGUUCUGCAACUCCAAUGCGCCGCCUUAUGCUCCCCUUCUGGCGCUCGCUGUGCCUGACUUUGACCGAUGCAUGGACGCUUGUGCUUCGUACACCAAAUACAUCAAGGGGACCUUCGAGUCCGAUUCUGACAGUGUCAACGCGACGUGCACAGCUGUCAGCUUCAUUCCCGCUUGGACGUCCAAGGAGGAGGCCAUCAACGCAAACGCCGAAGGCAACUGUUAUCUCAAGUCGGGUCAGCAGAGGAGGUCGGCCCUCGAGCCAGUGAAGCCUGGACCAGGCGAAACACAUGCGGCUAUUCUAUCAGCCUCUUGA
Molecule: messenger RNA, 732 nt
Organism: Verticillium dahliae VdLs.17
Lineage: Eukaryota; Fungi; Ascomycota; Sordariomycetes; Glomerellales; Plectosphaerellaceae
Exons: 3
Coding region: 1-732 (243 amino acids)
Source: RefSeq, a predicted model, not a curated record